Molecule: messenger RNA, 1527 nt
Organism: Filobasidium floriforme
Lineage: Eukaryota; Fungi; Basidiomycota; Tremellomycetes; Filobasidiales; Filobasidiaceae
Product: mannosyltransferase putative-domain-containing protein
Exons: 6
Coding region: 1-1527 (508 amino acids)
Biological process (GO): mannan biosynthetic process
Cellular component (GO): Golgi apparatus
Molecular function (GO): alpha-1,2-mannosyltransferase activity
Source: RefSeq, a predicted model, not a curated record
AUGUUACAGACAGCACCUUGGGCGAAUCGAUCUCGCUCACGCUGGAUCCAUUGCGCCGUUUUCAUUACCAUCAGCGUAGUAAUCCUAUUCACCGGAUGGCACAACCAUGUCGGCGUCGACUAUAAAGCGGCAUAUGGUAUUCCCACACCGUGGAGAUGGUCGAACAUCGCUGAAGAAUGGAUCGCGCUGGACACCCGACUCGAAGAAUGGAUCAACGUUCCCAUCCCCAGCGCAGAGGACAUGGCCCGGCAGGGUGAAGCGCUCUGCCCAACGGGUCUGGGAGGGAGAAACGAGACUUCUUUCCACGUCGAUCAACAAGCGUACUGGUCCUCGGUUACGACCGGGGACAUCAAGCGCGCAAGGCAAGACUUGGUCGAUUGGCUUCGAGCUGCUCACAAACGAGGAGAAUUUGUCAUCUGGCCCGAGACUAGAACGAAGCAGAAAAAGACUCGCGGGAUGAUCAUGACCGGCGGGAAUGGGCGCACGAUGAGACGGGUCGCUUUGACGCUCGAUCUCGUCAGGAACGUCUAUCAUAACCAGAUCCCCGUGGAGAUAUUCUCGUUCGCCGACGAGUUGAUUGAUGAGCGAGACAAGGCGAUGAUCGAGAGGUUCGGAAAGAUUUCGUUCAAAACAAUUCAAGGCAAGAAGACUGGGGCGAAACGACACUACAUCAAGGGCAGGGCUUUCUUGCGGAACUCGUUCGACGAAUUCUUGUACAUCGACUCGGAUAGCAUUCCGCUGCAAAACAUCUCGCAAUACUUUGAUGCAGUCGAGUAUGCUAGUCAAGGCAGCGUUUUCUGGCCAGACAUCUACAAGGAUCAUUCUGCCAAUGCGAUCUGGCGUAUCAUCGGCGAGCCAUGUGGAGGUGACUGGGCUCAAGAGACGGGCCAGGUGCUAUUCGAUCGGACGGGCAACUUUGGCUGGAAUCAAGCCGUACUGUUGCUCGCAGACCGGAUGCAGACGCAGGGCGACUUUUGGUAUCACUUUAGCUACGGCGACAAAGACACCUGGAGAUACGCCUUCAAGAUUCUGGGCUUGCCGACUCCGACUAGUGGUCGAUCUUACUCGCCUCUGGGUGGAUACCUAGACCGAAACGGUACCAGACAAGAGCAGUUCUGUGGGCACACAAUGCUUCAGUGGGGGUUGACACCGCCGGAUGCGCCAGACGAUACGAGAUAUCAUCCAGAGCCGGGGUUCGCUCACGCGAACAUGCUCAAGUACCACGACUCUCAUAAAGGACGAGUCGAUGUAUUUUCGCAACUGCAGCGACUCCCUGUGGAUGCUUUGACGGAACCAUCUCUCGAACGUCUGUCAUACGUAUUCGAUUGGGAGGCGCGAUGCCUGUCGAUCGAGAAGCAGUACACAGAAGAAGGAACAGAAGUGAACCCGGAUGAUGAUGGGCCGUUGACAAUCCCGUUCGAAGACGCUUUUUUGCCGGGGAGAGAGCAGGAACUCUUGGCCAUCCGGCAAGUCGCUCAUCAGCUUAGUCAGCUGGGUUCGGAACCCUUGGAUGAUGUAACGAUAUGA